AUGAUUAGAUAUGUCGUAUUCCUCGUUCUUCUCUCAAUUUGGGCUAGUGUUGAAGGUCGAAGUAUCAAUCGAUUCUUAACAGAAGAAUCGACAGGGACCAAAUGGGCUGUACUAGUUGCUGGCUCCAAUGGAUGGUGGAACUACAGGCACCAGGCUGAUGUAUGUCACGCAUACCAAUUACUGAAGAAAGGAGGUCUGAAAGAUGAAAACAUCAUCGUAUUCAUGUACGAUGAUAUUGCUAACAAUAGCGAGAACCCCAGACCUGGAGUCCUCAUCAAUAACCCACACGGUCAAGAUGUUUAUCAAGGUGUUCCUAAGGAUUAUGUGGGUGAAGAUGUUAAUGCUGACAAUUUUUUCAAUGUUAUACUUGCCAACAAAAGUGGUAUCACUAGGGGUAGUGGGAAAAUUUUGGACAGUGGCCCAAAUGACAAUAUUUUCAUCUAUUAUACUGAUCAUGGUGGCCCUGGAAUUGUCUCAAUGCCAACUGGAAUUGUCUAUGCGAACGAUCUGAUUAACGUGUUGGAAAAGAAGCAUGCUUCUGGGACAUAUAGUAAAAUGGUAUUUUACUUGGAAGCUUGUGAGUCGGGAAGCAUGUUUGAUGGUCUUCUUCCCGAAGGUCUAAAUAUCUAUGUCACGACUGCAUCAAAACCAGAUGAAAACAGUUGGGGAACGUAUUGUGGUUUGGGUCGUGGUGCUUGUUUAGUUGAGUGUCCUCCUCCCGAGUUUGACGGUGUUUGCUUGGGAGACUUGUACAGUGUUGCUUGGAUGGAAGACAGUGAUGUCCAAGAUCGACAAACUUCAACGUUGGAUAACCAGUAUGACAGGAUUGCAUGCAGAACUGCAGCCAACCUAACAUAUGGUUCCCAUGUCAUGCAAUAUGGUGAUAUGGAGUUAAGUGUUGAUGCUCUUUUCCAGUAUAUGGGUUCUGUUUCCACAAGCCAUAGUCAAGCUCCCAGUCCCAUGGCAGCUGCUCCCAGUCCCAUGGAUGCCGCGUCAUUCUUGACAUCCUCAGAAAAUGUGAACCAACGUGACACUGAACUUUUCUACUUGACAUCCAAAUACCAAGGUGCUCCUGAAGGCACUAACGAGGAAUUUGCAGCUGAUCGGAAGCUUAAUGAGGUUGUAGCACAAAGAAGUCAAGUGGAUAACAACGUAAAACGUCUUGGAGAGCUUCUGUUUGGAGUCGAAAAAGGUAAUGAGGUGCUGCAGAGUGUUCGACCUGCUGGACAACCACUUGUUGACGAUUGGGAUUGCCUUAAAUCCUAUGUCAAGACAUUCGAGGCACACUGUGGAAAAUUAACCGCGUACGGGAAGAAACAUGUACGUGGUAUCGCCAACAUAUGCAAUGCUGGAAUUGAGAGUGAGGAGAUGGUUGAUGCAACUGCACAAGCAUGUUCAGACCCCGAUAUUUCACAAAGUGUUAUAUACUCUAAGUCUGCUAAGAGACUAUGGGAUAAAUUGAACCAAAGGUAUGGGCAAGCAAAUGGUGCUAAGAUGUAUGAAGUUCAAAAAGACCUAAGCACUAUAUUUCAAGGUUCUUCUGAUGUAGGAAGUUAUUUCACUAGGGUUAAAAGACUCCAGGAUGAAAUGGAGUCACUUGAUGCUGAUUCCUUUUGUGUUUGCGAAUGCAAAUGUGGAGGUAAACACAAAAUGAUCAAAAGGAUGGAAAAUCAGAAAUUGAUGCAGUUUUUGAUGGGUUUGAAUGAGGUAUUCAACAAUGCUAGAGGAAAUAUUCUGAUGAUGCAGCCACUUCCUGAAGUUGGCAAGGCUCAUUCUCUGGUUGUUCAAGACUAG
Nicotiana tabacum (common tobacco) is the source of this 1794-nucleotide messenger RNA. Its product is annotated as vacuolar-processing enzyme-like. Lineage: Eukaryota; Viridiplantae; Streptophyta; Magnoliopsida; Solanales; Solanaceae. Gene Ontology annotation, biological process: vacuolar protein processing. The record is from RefSeq and is a predicted model, not a curated record. Gene Ontology annotation, molecular function: cysteine-type endopeptidase activity.